Messenger RNA from Ricinus communis (castor bean), 465 nucleotides. Its product is annotated as class I diterpene synthase 2, chloroplastic. Lineage: Eukaryota; Viridiplantae; Streptophyta; Magnoliopsida; Malpighiales; Euphorbiaceae. The coding region runs from base 1 to 465 and encodes 154 amino acids. Gene Ontology annotation, biological process: diterpenoid biosynthetic process. The transcript has 4 exons. Gene Ontology annotation, molecular function: magnesium ion binding; terpene synthase activity. The record is from RefSeq and is a predicted model, not a curated record.
AUGAUAUACCAAAAACAACCUGUUCUUGAGAAGUUAGAGGCAUGGACAGGUUCUUUCUUGAAACAGCAAAUGCUUACAGGUGCUAUUCAAGAUCAGAGACUGCGUCAAGAGGUUAACCAUGCUCUAAAAUAUCGUUACGACAGUUUAGAUUUUCUCGAGAGCAGAUGGGUUAAGGACUGUAGAUUUGAUGAACUGAAAUUUGCCAGAGUUCUACUACUCUACUGCUACUACCCCAACACUGCACUCCUCGUUGCGCCUGAAUUGGCAGAUGCUCGCCUCUCCCUUGCUAAAAAUUUUGUUCUAGCUACUGUUAUUGAUGACUUCUUUGAUGUUGAUGGUUCUCAGGAAGAAUUGGAAAACCUAAUUCAGUUGAUUGAGAGGUCCGCUAACUUGUGGGGAGAAACUUCAUCUGUUGGCUACUGUUCUGAACAAUUUGAGAUCAUUUUUCCGCAUUCAAAGACAUGA